AUGGCAACUAAAACGAAAGUUGUUAAUUUGGCCAAGAUGUCCAGAUUAUUUCAACUAAUAGAGACGAGUGGAUCACUCGACAGAGAAAAGGCGGAGAUUACAUCUAAAAGUUACAAGUUAAUGGUCAAUUAUGGAAUUAUUACACCAGUCAGCAUUGGCAUGUAUGCUUUGCUGCCACUUGGAAUGCGAAUUUUAAAUAAGUUAAUCAACCUUGUUGACAAAGAAAUGGCAAAUAUUGGCGCAGAAAAAAUAUUGCUCCCAGCAUUAACUCCUGUUGCAUUAUGGAAGAAAACUAAGAGAUAUGACUCUAACAAAACUGAACUAUUUAUGCUUAAAGACAGACACCAAAAGGAAUAUAUAUUAAGUCCAACACAUGAAGAAGCAAUCUGCAACUUGGUAUCAUCAAUAGGACGCAUUUCUACUAAGUCAUUACCCUUAAGACUAUAUCAAAUUUCUAGUAAAUGGCGAGACGAAAUGAAACCACGCCAUGGUUUUCUACGUAGUCGAGAAUUUAUCAUGAAAGAUUUGUAUACAUUCGAUACUAACUUGGACAAUGCACAACAUACGUAUGAUUUAGUCUGCGAGUCUUAUAAUAAUAUUUUUAAGCAGAUUGGUAUAAAGUACACGAAAAGCAUAGGUGAUAUGGGGACAAUUGGUGGUCUGCUGUCACAUGAAUAUCAUUAUAUGUCUGAUAUCGGUGAAGACAUGAUUCUUCAGUGCCCUUCGUGUCAUUUCUCUAUUAAUCAAGUUAUUUCUAAAGCGACAAAUUGUCCGGAAUGUAAAAACGAACUACGUCAACAUACUGCUGCCGAGGUGGGACACACAUUUUUAUUGGACACAAAAUAUUCGCAACCAUUACAAGCAAUGUUUAUGGAACAGAAUAAAUUAAAACCUAUGGUAAUGGGCUGUUUUGGUCUGGGAUUAAGUCGUAUCAUGACCUUAGCUCUUGAAAUCUUAUCAGUCAACAACGAAAUAAGGUGGCCUAUUAAAUUAGCACCAUAUACAGUAUGCAUCAUACCGCCCAAGGCUGGAAGCAAAGAAGAAAGUACAUCUAUCUAUGUAGAGCAUCUGUUUGAGAUUCUUCGCAAACGCGAUAUUGAUGCGAUAUUGGACGAUCGUACGCAUCAUACAAUUGGUAAACGGCUGUUAUUCGCACGUGCAACAGGUUACCCUUACAUAAUUGUUAUUGGCAAGGCGGCAACCCAAUCAGUUCCUUUAUUUGAGAUUCAUGAUGUAAAUAAUUCGACCUGUCGUGAAUUAUCAUUGGAACAGAUGAAUGAUUAUUUCGACAAUAUUGAUUUUAAAAAUUAGUAAGCAAUAUAAACAUAUGUAUAUGAGAAAUUAAAUGAAAACAUCG
Pogonomyrmex barbatus (red harvester ant) is the source of this 1357-nucleotide messenger RNA. RefSeq names its product prolyl-tRNA synthetase 2-like protein, mitochondrial (gene ProRS-m). Gene Ontology annotation, biological process: prolyl-tRNA aminoacylation. Gene Ontology annotation, molecular function: ATP binding; proline-tRNA ligase activity. NCBI's taxonomy places the organism in Eukaryota, Metazoa, Arthropoda, Insecta, Hymenoptera, Formicidae. The record is from RefSeq and is a predicted model, not a curated record. Gene Ontology annotation, cellular component: cytoplasm; mitochondrion.